Pyrenophora tritici-repentis Pt-1C-BFP is the source of this 820-nucleotide messenger RNA. Its product is annotated as microsomal signal peptidase a subunit. Gene Ontology annotation, biological process: protein targeting to ER. NCBI's taxonomy places the organism in Eukaryota, Fungi, Ascomycota, Dothideomycetes, Pleosporales, Pleosporaceae. Gene Ontology annotation, cellular component: signal peptidase complex; endoplasmic reticulum membrane. The record is from RefSeq and is a predicted model, not a curated record.
ACCUCUUCCGAACCUGUCGUGACAAAGCCACUCGUUAGACAACCUUGGAACAAGCACGGAAGUGACGACCCGGCCCAACUCUAAUCUGGUCGUGUUCAAAUUGCAACAAAUACACACACACACACACACACACACACACACACAUACAUACAUCGGUUCUCCAUCAUCCGCCGUAGUCAGCAUCAUGGCCGACCAGCUACUGGAGCAAGUGCGUGACGCCGUAGAGGGUCAGAUUGACUUUGAGGGCCAGCGACUCGCAGAGAUGCUAAGUACAGUGUUGCUCGGUGCAGCUGGUAUUCUGGCCUUUGUCAUCGGCUACAUGCAACAAGAUAUCCGCCUCGCCCUUUACGUUGGCCUCGCCGGCACCGCUCUCACCUUCCUCGUCGUUGUGCCACCGUGGCCUUUCUACAACAAGAACCCAGAGGACUGGCUGCCGCCGCACAACUCAACGUCACAGUACAACAUUGCCGUAGACGGGCAGAAGGUGGGAUAGUCAACAUAGUCAUAGGGACUUCAUCAUGACAAUGGGACUUCAUUUCAAUCAUAUCCACCUAUGCUACUACAUCAUGCUCUCGUAGCCCUGUUGUAAAGGCCGUACUAACGCCAGACGUCCAAACGAAACAAAAAUACGUGUCCUCGGUGAAGCCAUUCUCCCUAUAGCUACUUGUUGCGAGCGUCUAUCGGCCGUACUUCUGGAAUUCCCAGUCUCGGUUGUCGAGCGGGCACACUUGUCGGGUCUUGAGCCAUCGUGAGAUGCAGUGGAAGUGGAAGGCGUGCUGGUAUAUGUUAGUUGAUGAAGAAUGGAUUACAGCAACCAUAC